ACUGCUGAGCCACGUCUAGCCGGGCAAAAUUCACCAUUUUAAAGUGUAUAAAGUAUAUUCACAAGGUUGUGUAACCAUGGCUAUCUAAUUCCUUAACUUUUCCAUCACCCUAGAAAGAAAUUCCAUAUCUAUUAGCAGUCAGUUCUAGUUUCCCCCUCUCCUCACUUCCUGGCAACCACUUUUUGUGUCUGUAGAUUUUUACCUCUUUGUGAACAUUUCCUAUAAAUAGGGUUAUAUAACAUGUGACCUUUUGUAUCUGGCUUCUUUAACUUAGCAUGAUAUACUCAAAGUUCACCCAUGUAUCAGUACUUCAUUCUUUUUUAUUGCUUAAUAAUAUUCCAUUGUAUGAAGUUACCACUUUUUGUUUACCCACUCAUCAAUUGGUAGACAUUUGGAUUGUUUUCACUUUUUUACUAGUAUGAAUAAUACUGUUAUAAACAUUCACAUGCAAGUUUUUGGAUAUAUACCCAGGAGUGGAAUUGCUGGGUUAUACAGUAAUUCUGUGUUUAAUUUUUUGAGGAACUGCCAAAAGUUUUCCACAGUGGCUGCACCAUUUUACAUUUCUACCAAUAAAGUGUGAGGGUUCCCAUUAUGUAUUCUUUAUACAUUUUUGGCAGACUAUAUUAUAUUUAAUAGUGUCGUGUGUAUUUAAAGAGCUUUAUUGAGGUACAAUUGGCAUAUCACAAACUAUACAUAUAUAAAGUGUAAAAUUUGCUAAAUUUUGACAUACUUGUACACCUGUGAAACCAUCCCUACAAUCAAAAUAGUAAACAUGCAUCAUCCCCAAAAUUUUUCUUAUGCCCCUUGGUAAUCCCUGUCUCGUGCCUCCCUGUCAUUGUUUCUUCCCCUGGCAACCACUGAUCAACUUCCUGGCACUGUAGAAGACUAGUUUGCAUUUUAUAUAAAUGAAAUCAUUGUAGUAUAUACUAUUUUCUUAAGCUGACUUCUUUCACUCAACGUCAUUUUUAGAUGAAUUCACCUUGCAUAUAUCAAUUCAAUCCUUUUUAUUGAUGAAUAAUAGUCUGUUGUGUGGAUAUAUCACAAUUUGCGUAUCCAUUCAUUUGCUGAUGAACAUUUAGGUUGUUUCCAGUUUCUGACUAUCACGAAUAAAGUUGCUCUGAACAUUUGUGUACAAGUUUUUGUGUGGACAUACACUUUUAUUCUCUUCGGUAAAUACGUAGGGGUGGAAUGGCUGAGUCAUAUUGUAGGGUAUAUUUAACUGUUUAAGAAAUUGCCAAACUGUUUUCCAAAGUGAUUGUCUCUUUUUACAUUCCCAUCAGUGAGAAUUCCAGUUAUUCCACACUCCAAUUAUGUUCUUUUUAACAUAUAGAGAAGUAAGAAGAAAACAGAAAGAGACAUAAAGAAUACCUAUAAUCCAUCUCUCAGAUUGUUCCUUUUGGUGUUUUCCUUCCCCCAAAUAACUCAUGUACAUGAUUAGAAAAUUCAAACAUCGUAGUCAGGAAUAAAAUGAAAAGCAAAACCACUACCCAGAGGCAAUUCUUGUUAACUGCUUUUGAUCUUCUAGAAAAACUUACACAAACAUAUACCUUUUCUCUUCCAGUUUACAGCCGAAGGAAUCAAAAUAUAUACACUGCUCUGCACCUUGAUUUUUUUCACUUUGCAAGUUAUUUUACAAGUAUUUUUAUAGCAGCACAUUUUUAAAUGGUUGCAUUACAAUCUUACAGUAGUGCAGUCGGUUUUGCUAUAAGAAAACACAAGUUUGUUCAGUGCAGUUGAUAUAAUAGGGAAUUGUUUAAAUAUAAUGUGAAGUUCACAUUUCUUAUGUGUGAUUUUGUCUGCAAGAAAUGCUCGGUGAACGAAGGAAACUACCCUGCCGAACUGAGCCAUGGAAGGAAUACACAAGCCUCACACAGGCACACACCUCAAACACCUUCCAGCGACCUGUUUACUGCUGUGCUAUGAGCCACACCCAUCCACAUCUGGUGUUACAGCUUUCUCUUGAUUUCAUAUUACCCUUCUACCACUGGACAGUAACUCACAAGCUGCAGACUUUCAGUGCCCACUAACUAUCACAGCAAACCUGAGGUCUUUUUCAAGUGAAGAACAGAUGUCAUCAUGUCUGGAAUCAAGCGAACAAUCAAAGAAACUGACCCUGAUUACGAGGAUGUAUCUGUGGCCCUUCCAAAUAAGCGGCAUAAAGCAAUUGAGAAUUCAGCUCGAGAUGCUGCUGUGCAGAAGAUUGAAACUAUUAUCAAGGAGCAAUUUGCACUUGAAAUGAAGAAUAAGGAACAUGAAAUUGAAGUCAUUGACCAGCGACUGAUUGAGGCAAGAAGGAUGAUGGAUAAGCUUCGUGCCUGCAUUGUCGCAAACUACUAUGCUUCUGCAGGACUUCUAAAAGUUUCUGAGGGAUCAAAGACAUGUGAUACCAUGGUUUUUAAUCAUCCUGCCAUCAAGAAGUUUUUGGAAUCACCAUCUAGGUCAUCAUCUCCUGCCAAUCAGAGAUCAGAAACACCAUCAGCCAAUCAUUCUGAAAGUGAUUCUUUAUCUCAACAUAAUGACUUCUUAUCUGACAAAGACAAUAACAGCAAUAUGGAUAUAGAGGAAAGACUCUCAAACAACAUGGAACAGAGACCAAGUCGAAAUACUGGAAGGGACACUUCUAGUAUUACUGGCUCCCAUAAAACAGAGCAGCGGAAUGCUGAUCUCACAGGAGAUGAGACUUCACGACUUUUUGUAAAGAAAACAAUAGUAGUGGGCAAUGUGUCCAAGUAUAUACCUCCUGAUAAGAGAGAAGAAAAUGACCAAUCAACCCACAAGUGGAUGGUGUAUGUCCGAGGGUCUCGUAGAGAACCCAGCAUUAAUCACUUUGUCAAGAAAGUUUGGUUCUUCCUUCAUCCCAGCUAUAAACCAAAUGACCUUGUAGAAGUUAGAGAGCCUCCUUUUCACCUGACCAGAAGGGGCUGGGGUGAGUUUCCUGUCAGAGUUCAAGUUCACUUUAAGGACAGCCAGAACAAGCGGAUAGAUAUCAUACAUAAUCUGAAGCUGGAUAGAACUUACACUGGCUUGCAGACUCUUGGAGCAGAGACGGUAGUGGAUGUUGAGCUCCACCGGCAUUCACUUGGAGAAGACCCUAUUUACCCUCAGUCCUCCGAGUCAGACAUCUCUGAUGCCCCACCAUCUUUGCCUUUGACCAUUCCAGCCCCAGUGAAAGCUUCCUCACCAGUAAAGCAGUCACAUGAGCCGGUACCUGAUUCUUCUGUGGAAAAGGGAUUCCCAGCCAAUACUGAAACUGAGAGACACACUACAUUUUAUUCUUUGCCAUCUGCAUUGGAACGGACACCCACCAAAAUGACAACAGCCCAGAAAGUUAUGUUUUGUUCUCAUGGCAAUUCAGCUUUUCAGCCAAUAGCAUCAAGCUGCAAGAUCGUACCACAGAAUCAGGUUCCUAAUCCUGAGUCACCUGGGAAGUCCUUCCAGCCUAUCACGAUGAGCUGCAAGAUUGUUUCAGGUUCCCCCAUAUCAACGCCAAGUCCAUCACCAUUGCCUCGAACCCCAACUUCCACUCCAGUCCAUGUGAAGCAAGGCACUGCCAGCUCUGUUAUUAGUAACCCUUAUGUUAUCAUGGACAAGCCAGGGCAGGUUAUUGGAGCCACCACUCCCACUACAGGAAGUCCUACAAACAAGCUCUCCACUGCAUCUCAGGCCUCCCAAGGAACAGGUUCCCCUAUUCCUAAAAUUCAUGGAAGUAGUUUUGUAACAUCUACUGUCAAGCAGGAGGAGUCUUUGUUUGCGUCUAUGCCACCUCUUUGCCCAAUUGGGAGUCACCCUAAGGUUCAGAGCCCCAAACCUAUAACUGGAGGACUUGGAGCUUUCACAAAAGUAAUCAUCAAACAGGAACCUGGUGAAGCCUCUCACGUGCCCACAACAGGAGCUGCCAGCCAGUCACCACUCCCUCAGUAUGUGACUGUGAAAGGGGGUCACAUGAUAGCUGUGUCCCCUCAAAAACAGGUCAUAACUGCUGGAGAAGGGACUGCCCAGUCACCCAAGAUUCAGCCCUCCAAGGUUGUUGGGGUGCCAGUUGGGUCUACUUUACCUUCAACAGUGAAACAGGCUGUGGCAAUUAGCGGUGGCCAAAUCCUGGUAGCCAAGGCCAGCUCUUCCGUCACCAAGGCAGUUGGUCCAAAGCAAGUUGUGACCCAAGGAGUUGCCAAAGCAAUUGUGAGUGGAGGUGGAGGAACCAUUGUCGCUCAGCCAGUGCAAACCUUAACCAAGGCUCAGGUCACUGCUGCUGGCCCUCAGAAGAGUGGAUCUCAGGGUUCAGUAAUGGCAACACUACAGCUACCAGCCACUAAUUUGGCCAACUUGGCAAAUUUGCCACCUGGCACUAAACUCUACCUUACAACAAACAGCAAGAACCCUUCAGGGAAAGGAAAACUGCUGCUGAUCCCUCAAGGAGCCAUCCUACGAGCCACCAACAAUGCUAACCUACAGUCCGGCUCAGCUGCCGGGAGCGCUGGUGCUGCGGGAGGAGGUGGUGGCAGCGGAGGAGGCGGGGCUGCAGCAGGAACGCAGAGCCCCGCUGGGCCUGGAGGGAUAUCCCAGCACCUGACUUACACAUCUUACAUCCUCAAGCAAACUCCUCAGGGUACAUUUUUAGUUGGCCAGCCAUCACCCCAGACAUCUGGAAAACAGCUGACUACUGGGUCAGUGGUCCAAGGAACACUGGGCGUCAGCACAUCUUCUGCACAAGGGCAACAAACAUUAAAAGUCAUCUCUGGACAAAAAACCACUUUGUUUACCCAGGCAGCCCCUGGGGGACAGGCCUCUCUAAUGAAAAUAUCUGAUGGUACUUUGAAGUCUGUGCCAGCCACCUCACAACUCUCAAAGCCUGGAACCACAAUGCUGAGAGUAGCAGGAGGGGUUAUCACAACUGCCACUUCACCAGCUGUGGCCCUCUCAGCAAAUGGUCCUGCACAACAGUCAGAAGGAACAGCGCCCAGUUCAUCAUCUACUAUAGGUUCUAUAAUGAAAACGUCUGGGCAGCAACAAGUGUGUGUGAACCAGGCCACGAUGGGAACCUGCAAGGCUGCUGCUCCCUCUGUCAUCAGUGCCACGUCCCUGGUGUCCACACCAAACCCCAUCUCCGGAAAAGCUACAGUGUCAGGAUUGCUAAAGAUUCACUCCAGUCAAUCCAAUCCCCAGCAGGCUGUCCUGACAAUCCCCAGCCAGCUGAAACCACUCAGUGUAAAUACGUCUGGAGGUGUGCAGACUAUACUGAUGCCUGUAAAUAAAGUGGUUCAGUCAUUUUCUGCCAACAAAUCACCUACCAUUCUUCCUGUUACUGCCCCAACUCCAGUUGUCCCCAGCUCUGCUCCAGCAACUGUUACAAAAGUGAAGACUGAACCAGAAACGCCUGGGCCAAGCUGCCUCUCUCAGGAGGGUCAGACAGCAGUGAAAACAGAAGAAAGUUCCGAGCUGGGAAACUAUGUUAUUAAGAUAGACCAUUUGGAGACUCUCCAGCAGCUCUUAACAGCAGUAGUUAAGAAGAUCCCAUUGAUCACUGCAGAAAGUGAAGAUGCCAGCUGUUUUUCUGCGAAGUCUGUGGAGCAGUACUAUGGCUGGAACAUAGGAAAGAGGAGGGCCGCUGAGUGGCAAAGAGCAAUGACAAUGCGAAAAGUCUUACAAGAAAUACUGGAGAAGAACCCAAGAUUUCACCACCUGACGCCCCUUAAAACCAAGCACAUUGCUCACUGGUGUCGCUGCCAUGGUUACACCCCACCUGACCCCGAGAGCCUGAGGAGCGAUGGGGAUUCUAUUGAGGACGUGCUGACCCAGAUCGACAGCGAGCCGGCUGUCACAGACAUUGCCUCUCAUUUAGAGUGCCCGGCGUCAUUCUCCUCGGCUGACAGCCUGUGCCGGAAGCUGGAGGACCUCCAGCAGUUCCAGAAGAGAGAGCCGGAGCACGAGGAGGAGGUGGAUGUGCUCAGCCUCUCGGAGCCGUUGCAGAUAAACGUCAAAAAAGAGCAGGAGGAGAAACAGGAAGAAGUGAAAUUCUUCCUGCCACCAACACCAGGGGCAGAAUUUAUUGGUGACAUCACACAGAAGAUUGGGAUCACCCUGCAGCCCGUGGCGCUUCACAAGAAUGUGUACGCGUCGGUGGUGGAGGACAUGCUUUUAAAGGCUACGGAGCAGCUGGUGAGUGACAUCCUGAGACAGGCUUUGGCGGUUGGAUACCAGGCAGCAUCCCACAACAGGAUUCCCAAAGAAAUUACAGUGACUAAUAUUCACCAGGCCAUUUGCAACAUUCCCUUUCUGGACUUCCUCACAAACAAACACAUGGGGAUACUGAAUGAAGAUCAGUGAAUGGAAUGAAGAUGCACCUGGAAAAGCAGGAUCUGA
This is a messenger RNA of Miniopterus natalensis, 6360 nucleotides long. The record is from RefSeq and is a predicted model, not a curated record. Lineage: Eukaryota; Metazoa; Chordata; Mammalia; Chiroptera; Miniopteridae.